AUGGCAGGAGUAGGUGAAGAAUGCUUUACAUUGCCAGCAGUGACAACAUCCAAUUACACACCCAAGGUCGCCGCAUGCGAUGUCUUCGGCUUCCAUCCAUCAAUUAGCCAAGGCGCAGAGCUGCUGGCCGAUGCUGUCGUCUCAAUGCCGGAUUUCCUUCAGGGCGGACUCCCUCUUGACGCCCACCCAGCAGAUACAGAGGAGAAGAGAAGCAUUCUGAUGCACUUCAUAAAAACAGAGCAGACCCGCCACGGCAUACAGCGAAGCUUCUUGAUAUCCAAAGGAAGCAGAGGAGAAAUGGCCUAG
This is a messenger RNA of Letharia columbiana, 306 nucleotides long. RefSeq lists its product as uncharacterized. The transcript is spliced from 2 exons. NCBI's taxonomy places the organism in Eukaryota, Fungi, Ascomycota, Lecanoromycetes, Lecanorales, Parmeliaceae. Bases 1 to 306 code for a protein of 101 amino acids. The record is from RefSeq and is a predicted model, not a curated record.